Messenger RNA from Nothobranchius furzeri (turquoise killifish), 10594 nucleotides. RefSeq names its product protein tyrosine phosphatase receptor type Fa (gene ptprfa). NCBI's taxonomy places the organism in Eukaryota, Metazoa, Chordata, Actinopteri, Cyprinodontiformes, Nothobranchiidae. The record is from RefSeq and is a predicted model, not a curated record. Gene Ontology annotation, molecular function: protein tyrosine phosphatase activity; protein binding. Gene Ontology annotation, cellular component: signaling receptor complex. Gene Ontology annotation, biological process: peptidyl-tyrosine dephosphorylation involved in inactivation of protein kinase activity.
CACACACACACACACACAUGCACACACGCACGCACGCACACACACACACACACACACACACGCACGCACACACACGUGCACACACACACACACACAUACACGCACACACACAUACACGCACACACACACGCACGCACACACACGUGCACACACACACACGCACACACACACACACACGUGCACACACACACACACACGCACACACACGUGCACACACACACACACGCACACACACACGCACACACACACGUGCACACACACACAUGCACACACACACGCACGUACACACACACGUGCACACGCACGCACACACACGUGCACACACACACACACACGCACGCACACACACGUGCACACACACGUGCACACACACACACACACGUGCACACACACACACGUGCACACACACACACACACACACACACACACACACACACACACACACACACACUGCCUGGCCAAAAUAAAGUCACUAGGAUCCUCCUACUGAAUGAGUGAUUAUCUUUCAGCUGCAACCAGUUAUUUAACUGGUGGUUGUGGAAAAGAUGUUAGUCUGUUUUAGAAGGGUCAGAUCAUUGGCUGGCAUCAAGCAGAGAAAACAUCCAAGGAGGUUGCUGUACCCUGUUUUAGAGCGAUGGGCGCAUCAGGGUAAGAAGAGCGGCCGAUUAAGUGAUGCACCCAUCAUGCCUAGUGCCCACUGCACAAGCCUGUGGGGGCAGUGCUAUGAUCUGGGGGUGCUGCAGUUGGUCAGGUCUGGGUUCAGCAACAGGAUGUGCUCAAAGAAUGAGGUCAGCUGACUACCUGAAUAUACUGAAUGACCAGGUUAUUCCAUUUCCCUGACGGCACGGGCAUAUUCCAAAUAGUGAAAGAGUGGUUCAGGGAACAUGAGACAUCAUUCUCACACAUGGAUUGGCCACCACAGAGUCCAGACCUUAACCCCAUUGAGAACCUUUGGGAUGUGCUGGAGAAGGCUUUGUGCAGUGGUCGGACACUUCCAUCAUCAGUGCAAGAUCUUGGUGAAACAUUAAUGCAACACUGGAUGAAAAUUAAUCUGGUGACAUUGCAGAAGCUCACUGAAACAACGCCACAGUGGAUGUGUGCCGUAAUCAAAGCUAAAGGCGGUCCAACGAAAUACUAGUGUGUGUGACCUUCAUGGCGACUUUUCUUUUGGCCAGGCAGUGCUUUGUUGAAAUUUGAUGAUGUUCCAGCGCUUUUUUAUUUAGCAGAAAUCAGGUUUUUGAUUGAUUUGAAAUGCAUUUUUGUUGAUUUUUAUUUUCUUUAGUUUAAAUAGACAAAGUGAACGUUAAGGAGCUGGUUUUAAAAGACGACGCAUUUACUCUGAGGAUUUCAUACUGCUACGCUCUACUUACUCUUUGUUUCAUGGAAACAUUGUGAAAAUAUAAAAAAAAAAUACUGUUAUUUUUCGCAAUGAACCAUGAUUUUUGUCCUGACACAAGUGUGGCAUGUAUCUGUGGGACAGGACUGCAGGGACAUGGCAGGUCUCAGUUCUGUCCCAUCUCUCCCCUCUGGAAGCUGCGAUGAGCCUUCUAUCCAAACCCAAGGGGCCACACAGCUUCUGGUGCCCCUCUCUUAUCAGUCACUACCUACCUGAUGGUUUGUGUUCCUGUCAGCUGAAGGUGACUGAUUGUUUCAUCAGGCUCACUGAUAUCUGCACAGAAACCAACCCUCUGAACCAUUUGCUGCAUGUGACUCUUGGUACACUCAAAUUGAGUCAGUGAAACAGACAGAAUGUAAAAUGAAGAAAAAAGCUUUUUUCACUUAAACUUUGCAGCCAGAGCUGUUACUUUAUCCACCUUUCUAAAUGACAUCUACAUCAACAUGAGCUGAGGUGGAUGUUUAUAGAUGUGCUGGAUCAGAACAAGGGCAGUACUCUCUCACUCCUGCUCCCUCUGACUUAGGCCUAGUCCACACGUAGCCGUUUUUUUUUUAAAAACGAAUAUCCGCCCCUCCAAAAACUUGCAUCCACACCACCUCGUUUUAAAAAAAAAAACUGUCCACACGUACCCGGAUAAAUACGUUGUUAAGGACAUGCCAGACCUGUAGGCGGCAGUACUUCCCCCGUUCGUAACCUCGUCCUUCGUCUGUGGUCUUCCGCAAGGAGCAGUAAUUCCGCUUGCAAAAACAAACAAGCAAAAAGCGCUUGGACAAUUGAUAAAGCGAGCGCAGCUCUGAGGGCAUUCAUGCUGUCGGCUAGUGUAAACACAGGUCGCACACGUGAUGUCAGCAUUUUUUUGUCGCGGAAAGUGACGCUGCGGACCUUAAAACUCUGGUUUUGUCUGUCCACACGCAGACACCCAAAACGCAGAUCUUCACUUUGGCCGAAGUUUUUAAAAAGAUCCGUUUUCCUGUGAAAAAACUCCGUUUUCGUGUGGAUGACAGGCCAAAACGUAGAAAAAUAUCUACGUUUUGGCAGAUCCCCGGCUACAUGUGGACAGGGCCUUACACUGUUCUCCCAGAGGGACUUGUUAUUAAUUAACCAGUUAACAGCCUCAGGAAGUUCCAGUUCCUGCAACCUUUUUUGAGCGCCUUAAAAAUCUCUAAAAAUAGUCAACUCUUAAUAUUAGACCCAUGGUCAAGCAAAGUCGUGGAUGUUGACCUGCACAGUCUGCAGAGUUGGCUCAGAGUCUUGCAAACAAACCACAGAGACACAGCCUGGUGAACAUCUAAACGUAACCCUUUCAUGUAUGAAUAAGGAAAUCUUCAACCAUGAUUUUUGUAACAAGUUUUUCAUUCACCUUUAGGUAUGAAUGAAACAAAUUUCAACUAAUUUUUGUUUUUUAACAUUUAAUUUACAAAUAGUUUAUUAUAUGUCCACUUCAGUGGACAGUGUGCAUUCUGAACAUUAAAUAUGUUGGCUUGACUUUAACUAGAGUCCAAUGGGGGGCUCAAAUGCAAUUCCAUUAUGCACGAAAGGGUUAAAAAAGCUGCUCAUUCUGACCCAAACUGCUUAGUUCUGUCUGUGAAGCCCAGAGGAUGCUCUGAGUGACUACGUGGGCCUGCCCGGCAGACCUCAUGGUUUUAAUACUUGGUAGAAACAUUGAUAAGGUAGAGCACCGAUCUAACGUCUGGACACCCCGGCUCAUUCACUAUUAGUGGGAAUAUGUGUUCAGACUCUUGACUGAACCUCUAUAAAUGAUGAUCAUUCCAGGCAGUAUGCAGAAACAAGAUACGCACGUGCGCGCGCGUGCACACACACACAGACACACACACACACACACACACACACACACACACACACACACACACACACACAGUCCUCUCAUCUAGUAGAGCAUCUCGUGGAGCAGCAACUAAAUAUUACUGAAGGUUUCCCUAAGUUGCAUCAGAGUUUCCCUCUAAAAAUAGAUCCUUAAUAGUGAAUCUGAUAGUCAACAGUUUUCUGGGAAAAACACAGCCGGUGAAGGACUCCAAUAUCAUGCAGAAAGCUGCCUUGUUGAUUAAACAGCUGCACUCAUAAAUCAUCAGAUUAAAAUAAGAACACCGACUGGUUAAAGGGGAGGACAGAGUCCACCGUGUUUGGACAGGGUGUGAGGAAUUAUUACGAAUCCCUCAGAAAAUCAGAAUGAAGGAAUAAAUAUUAGAGCAGUCUUUAAGGACAUGGGUUUCUGUAUGUAUUUCCUUCAUCAAUAAUCAAAGUUGAAACCAACAGUGAUGAUAAUGUUUAUUUAUUUCUCUCAUUAGUAGAAAAUCACACUCCUACACAUGUCUAAAUGUAUUACAAGCUUUUGUUUUCUGUAGUGUUUCUUCUUUGCCUUCCUGCUCUCUGUCUUCUCUUCUAAUGAUUAUUUUUAAUCUCAUUUGCAUUCAAAUUACCUCACAGGUGGUACACCAAUAAGAGGUAAGAAUGCCAGGUGCAGCAAGCAUCUCUUCAUCCCCACUCCUUCAUGGUCUUCUUCAUCAUGUCCUUCGGUCUGUUUGUCUCCAUCUCCUCCAUCCCUGUCAGAAAGAGCGUGACCUUUCAAAGGUCAAACACAUGAAAACCCUCAACAGAGACACUCGAUCAGUUUAACAAACCAGAAUGGGUGAAAGGUAAUUGUAGGUCAAAGGAGCUCUUCAAAUAGAAAACAGCAACAUGUCCGACGAGGGGAAGUAUGAGUGUGUGGCGGUGAACAGUGCUGGGACUCGCUUUUCCAGUCCAGCUAACCUUUAUGUUCGAGAUCAGCGCGAAGUGCGUCGUGUGCCUCCCCGUUUCUCCAUCCCCCCCACUAAUCACGAGGUGAUGCCUGGGGGCAGUGUGAACCUGACCUGUGUGGCUGUUGGCUCUCCGAUGCCUUUUGUCAAGUGGGUGAGUGGUGAGGUGGGGCUGUCCCAGGAGAACCACCUUCCUGUUGGCCGUAACGUCCUGGAGCUCACCAACAUCCACCAAUCUGCCAACUACACCUGCGUGGCCAUGUCUGAUCUGGGCGUCAUCGAGGCCACGGCUCAGGUCACUGUCAAAGCUCUUCCCAAGAUGCCUCAUUUCCUUGGAGUAGUAGAGACCACGGCCACCAGUGUCACUCUGAACUGGGAAUCUGGGAAUGCUGAGCCUGUUUCCUACUAUCUGGUUCAGUACCGACCCAAACUGUCUGAUAAUGGUUUCCAGGAGGUAGAUGGGGUAGCCUCUACUCGAUACAGCAUCGGAGGCCUCAGCCCUUUUUCUGAGUAUGAGUUUCGUGUCCUGGCUGUCAACAGUAUUGGCCGGGGGCCUCCAAGUAGUGUUGUGGAAACCCGCACAGGUGAGCAGGCGCCUUCAUCAGCACCUCUCCACGUCCAGGCUCGCCUGCUGAGUUCCUCUAACAUACUGGUGCAGUGGGAACCUCCAGAGGAGCCCAAUGGUCAAAUCCAGGGCUAUCGGAUCUACUACAGCUCUGAACCCAGUGAGCAGUCUAGCACCUGGAAGAUACAUAACACUGAUGAAAGCAGAUUCACCACCAUCUCAGGCCUGACUCCAGGUCUCACUUACAGCCUGAAGAUGCUGGGCUUCACUGCUGUGGGAGAUGGACCACUCUCUGAUGUUCUGCAAAUCAAAACCCAACAAGGAGUUCCAUCGCAGCCCUCUGGUUUUGAGGCUGAGGCCGAGCUGGAUACUCGCAUCAUGCUGUCAUGGCUUUGGCCAGGCCAAGACCCCAUCAUUAGCUACGAACUGCUUUACUGGGAGGCCAGCAGUCCUGAAAAUAAGCACCGUGUCACUUUCAAUGCAGCAGGCUCCUAUGCUGUUGAUGGUCUAAAACCAGAUACAGUGUACUUGUUUUCCUUAGCAGCCCGCUCCGAGAGGGGUUUGGGACUCUUUACUCAGCCAGCUGAAGCCAGGACCACCCAGUCCAUGCUUGGAGCUCCUCCCAGGAAGGUGGUUGCAGAAGCCCUCAACUCCACUGCUGUCAAGGUCACCUGGACGCCUCCUUUAUUCAUUAAGCAGCAGACUGGAGGCUAUCAUGUCAUCUGCUCCAGGCUAAAGAACGGGGAACCUCACAGCCAACCACUUGUGGUGGACAUUUCAAACCUUCAAGCUCAGGAGGCUGUUAUAUCCGGCCUUCUCCCUGAGACCACAUAUUCCCUGACUGUAUCUGCCUACACCACCAAGGGCAGUGGAGCACUCAGCAAGGUCAAAAUGGUGACUACCAAAGGAGCGGUCCCUGGGCCGCCCACCAUGAUGAUCAGCACCAUGACAGGAAACACUGCUCUGAUCCAGUGGAGACCUCCUAAAGAGACUGUGGGAGAGCAUGUAGGAUACCAGCUGCAGUUCAAAAGAACAGAUGAAGAAUCUUUCACCGUCAAAGACUUCAGAAAGACUGAUGAUCAUUUUACUGUCACUGGCCUACACAAAGGAGCUGUUUACAUCUUCAAACUGUCUGCUAAAAACCGAGCAGGCACAGGGGAGGAGUACAUUAAGCAGAUAAGCACUCCUGAAGAUGUCCCCAGUAGCUACCCUCAGAACCUGAGCGUGGUAGCUCUCACUUCCACCUCCACCAAGAUGGCUUGGGAGCCUCCUCCUUUAGCUGAGAGGAAUGGAAACAUCACCAAGUAUGUGGUGAUGUUUCGAGAUAUCAAUGGUCAGCACAACAACAGCAACAGUACAAGAGAAACACAGAUGACCAUCCAGGGUUUGCAGCCUGACACCACCUAUGACAUCAGAGUCCAAGCCUUCACCAGCAAAGGAGGAGGAUCCUUCAGUCCCAGUGUCCAAAUCAAGACCAUGUCCACCUCCAUGAUAGCAUUUACCAAAAACUUUGGUGUGAAGGCUGUGAUGAAAACCUCUGUUCUACUGACCUGGGAUCUGCCAGAAACAUACAAAUCUCAAGUUCCUCUUAAGAUUCUCUAUAAUCAUCAAAGUGUAGAGGUCCAAGGCCAUCUGAUGAGAAAGCUGAUCACGCAGCUGCAACCAGAUACAGAUUACUCCUUCAUAUUGAUGAGUCGGGGGAAUGGUGCUGGUGGGCUUCAGCAGCAGGUUUCCAUCAGAACAGCUCCAGACCUGCUCAUUGUGAAGCCAACACGGUACCAGCUGAGUGAAGAGGAAGACAGAGUGAUGAUCCUUCUGCCUCAGGUCCCAGCUGAAGCCCGAGUAAGGUGGUUCUACAUUGUUGUGAUCCCUGAAAGCCAAGUUUCUCUGAACAGAUGGGAAAACCCUGAAGACAUGGACGUACUCGAGCUGAUGCUGGAGGCUGAAGCUGACAGCCAUCUGCAGAGACAGAGUCCAGAUUUACCACAGUCCUAUAUUGCUGCUAAACUGGACUCUUUGCCAGAGAUCUUCGCUCUGGGUGAUGACAAGAAAUACCAUGGAUACUAUAACAGAGCACUUCCUGUUCAGAAGCUGUACCGCUGCUUUGUUCUGGCUGAACUGAACGAUCAGGAGUCUCAGAAGGUGUUUUCAGCCAGUCCGUUCUCUGAGAGCUUCAUGCUGAAGUUCAGUGGAGUGACCUCACGAGCUCAGGAGGAUCCAGAGAUGUUAUGGGUGAUGGGUCCAGUGCUGGCUGUCAUCAUUAUCAUCAUCACAGUCAUUACUAUUUUGCUCUUCAAGAGCAAACAAGAAAGGAAACGUACAGCUCCAGCCAAGGAUGAGCACAUGUUAGGGAAGAAGGAUGCCCUUGUGGCCCCCAUCGCAGACCCAGUGGAGAUGAGGAGACUGAACUCUCACACACAAGGGAUGAAGGAGCAUCCUCCCAUUUUUGUUAGCAACUUAGCAGACCACAUAGAGAGACUCAAAGCUAACAGUGGGCUGCGCUUCUCUCAGGAAUAUCAGUCUAUUGAUCCAGGACAGCAGUUCACCUGGGAGAACUCCAUCCAGGAAGUCAAUAAGCCCAAGAACCGCUAUGCAAAUGUUAUUGCUUACGACCACUCCAGGAUCAUCCUCACAUCUGUGGAUGGAGUUCCAGCUAGCACCUACAUCAAUGCCAACUACAUUGAUGGCUACAGAAAACAGAAUGCUUACAUCGCCACACAAGGGCCCCUGCCAGAGACUCUUUGUGACUUCUGGAGGAUGGUGUGGGAGCAGAGAACAUGCACUAUUGUUAUGAUGACCCACCUAGAGGAGAAGUCACGGAUUAAGUGUGAACAGUACUGGCCCAGUCGUGGUACAGAGACGUAUGGAAUGAUCCAAGUGACCAUACUGGACACUGUGGAGCUGGCUACAUACGUCAUGAGAACAUUUACUUUUUACAAGAAUGGCUCCAGUGAGAAAAGAGAAGUUCUACAGUUCCAGUUCCUGGGCUGGCCUGACCAUGGAGUGCCUGAAUAUCCCACCACAACACUGGCCUUUCUUCAAAAAGUCAGGGCAUGUAAUCCUCCAGAUGCUGGACCUAUUAUUGUUCACUGCAGUGCUGGUGUGGGCCGGACCGGCUGCUUUAUCGUCAUUGAUGCCAUGCUUGAGAGGAUGAAGCACGAGAAAUCUGUGGACAUAUAUGGACAUGUGACAUGUAUGCGAGCCCAGAGAAACUACAUGGUGCAAACAGAGGAUCAAUACAUAUUCAUUCAUGAAGCCCUGCUGGAAGCAGCAACAUGUGGCUGCACAGAGGUCACCACUCGAAACCUGUACACACACAUCCAGAAACUCAACCAGAGUGCUGCUGGAGAAACGCUCACCCCCAUGGCGCAGGAGUUCAAGAAACUGACUUCUACAGCAAACUUUAAAGCACAAAAUAUGAGAUUCAUCAGUGCUAACUUGCCGUGUAACAAGUUCAAGAACCGCCUCAUCAACAUUUUGCCGUUUGAAUUCACCCGCGUCUGUCUGAAGCCAAUCAGAGGGGUGGAGGGCUCUGAUUACAUCAAUGCCAGUUUUAUCAAUGGAUACAGGCACCAGGGAGCGUACAUAGCCACCCAAGGUCCUCUAGCUGAAACCUCAGAAGACUUUUGGAGAAUGUUGUGGGAACACAACUCCACCAUUGUUGUCAUGCUCACCAAACUGCGAGAGAUGGGACGGGAGAAGUGCCAUCAGUACUGGCCAGCUGAGUGUUCUGCACGCUACCAGUACUUUGUUGUUGAUCCUAUGGCUGAAUACAACAUGCCUCAGUACAUCCUGAGAGAGUUUAAGGUCACAGAUGCCAGGGAUGGCCAGUCAAGGACCAUCAGACAGUUUCAGUUUACCGAUUGGCCAGAGCAAGGGGUGCCCAAAACUGGGGAGGCUUUCAUCGACUUCAUUGGCCAAGUCCAUAAAACUAAAGAGCAGUUUGGACAGGAUGGACCAAUCACUGUGCACUGCAGUGCUGGUGUUGGACGAACUGGUGUGUUCAUCACCCUGAGCAUCGUGCUGGAGAGGAUGAGGCAUGAAGGAGUGGUCGACGUCUUCCAAACUGUGAAGAUUCUCCGGACUCAGAGGCCAGCAAUGGUUCAGACUGAGGACCAAUACCAGCUGUGCUACAGGGCUGCUUUGGAGUACCUAGGAAGCUUUGAUCACUAUGCAACAUAACUUUACCCUGGUUAACCACUUAGGAGAAUUCCUCUGAGACAUAUGAGACAUAUUCAGGCCACUCUGUGUCCCUGGUACCUCUGAUGAAUAGAAAGUAGGACUGGUAAAGAGAGGACCCCAGUCAGACUCAGAUCCGAGGAAACACAAGAUGGUGACUGCUGCUAUGAUACUACCCCAGCCCUCCAACAGAAGCCUUCCAAUUGUCAACCCCCCAAAAAUGAAGUUAUGCCUCAUUCUGAUUUCUACUUUGCUCCCAAACAUAUGCCUCUUCCUAACGGGAAAACAGUUUGUAUGUUUUAAUUUUAUCCCAGUGUUGUUAUGUAUAUAAAUAAUUUUGUAAUCGCAGACAAGUCAGUUUUCAACAAGUUUUAAUUUUUUUUUCUUUCACUGAUUAUUUUCCCAUAUAAUUGGCAUUUACUUUCAGCAUGCAAAUUUCAACUUUCCACAUUGUAGCUAGUCCAAAGGUACAGUGUUUUUAUGUAUUUACCUAUUUACACACUUGAUGUGGAGAUAGGUGGGUAACAGUGCACAACCUAACAAAAGGAUGUAGACUUAUCGUUUGAUCACUUGGAGGAAACUCAAUAUUUUGUGGUUAUUUUUACAUAUUGGGUAUCAAAAGAAAGAAUGGACUUAGGGAAAGGUUUGUGUUUUGAACCUGUUUCUGUCAUAGAACAGACGUUCACGAUAAUAUUUCAGUCAUUUAGGGAAACUUGGACACAAUUUGUUCUGCAGUUGAUAACAUUUCUUAACCUUUAGAAGAAGACAAACCAUCCAUUGUUUUUCUUUAGUCAGUGUGUUGUACAAGAUCAUAGGGAGCCUUUCAGGGUACACCUUGAAGAGACCUGUCACAAGACCAAAACAAGGACACACCAGGAACAUAUUUCAGUCAUCUUCAAAACACCUGGUUUCAACUGAAGUCCAAUUAAUUUCAGGUCCAGAUCCAAUCUAACUACAGCUAACACAUUCAGAUUUAGUGAAGUAUAAAAAUUUUUUUUAUAAAAUAUAAAUUUAAAGGGUUUCAGAUUUAAUCUUCAUACAAUUAAGAAUCUUCUGAUACCUAACCUUUAUGUUCUGGGGCCGUUAAACACAAACUAACUGAGCACCAACCCUACAGAUGACCCACAUGUGUUCAGGGAGGUCAUGUGACCUCCAGCUGAGAUUUGGACUCAAAGCAACACGCUAACAAGCACAAGGCCUCAGCGAUAAAUAAUGAAUACAGGAUCAUUUUAUGAAUCUUUAUUUUAUUUAUCAACUAUCAUGCAGGAAAACCUCUUUGUAAAGUUAUGAUGAUCCACCUGACAGAUCUGACAUCAGGAGGUCUUCCACUUAAGUCAGAAAAACUAAGGUGGUUUCUUCAUGGAUCAGUCCCAUCUGACCAACAGAUUGCAUAGAGAAUAAUUUAGAUUAUACCUGGUGAACACUACAGCUCACAUUCACCCUUUCACAAACCCUUUAGAAGAUUGGGCACAUGUGUUGGAGAAGCUAAGAUCAAACCACCAACAUCCUGAUGGUUUAAAUCUUCACCGAGUCGUACAAAGAUGCUAGCCUCAGUGUAAAGAGAAGACCUCUGGACUGGUCAAAAGUUAUAUUAUCUAUUAUGUUUUGUUAUCUGUUACUUUAUUGUUAGUUAAAAGCAGAGAUUUGGGGAUUUUAAUGUUUCUACCUUCCAAUAAACUAUUUUUGCAAUGGUUAAAA